AUGACAGUAGGACGUGCACCUCGGCAAUACCCUCCAGCAGAUGGCGUGAAAACAGCCAUUGUCACCGGAGGGUCAAGUGGAAUAGGACGUGCGACCGCGAUAGCGCUCGCGCAGACGGGAUGGAACGUGGCCAUUUCGGGACGCAGAAGCGACCAGCUUGAACAGUCUCGCAGGGCUAUGGUGGAGGCAGCAGCCCAUCACUCCAAGCCUGCACGGUUUCUUAUAUAUACUGGAAACAUGACAAGAGAGGAGGAUGUCAAGGAAUUGUUUCGAAGGACGAAGGAGCAGUUUGGUCAAGUUGAUCUUGUGUUCAUCAACGCAGGCAGGAGUGCCACUGCAGCACCGAUCCAACAGGCGCUGCUCCAAGAGUGGCAGGACGUUGUCGAUAUCAAUCUCACAGGCGCAUGGCUCUGUGCCAGAGAGGCUUUCCGAUACUUGGACGGCUCCCAAGGAGUGACAGGUGGAAGGAUCAUCAUGAACGGAAGCAUCAGCGCACAUGUGCCUCGACCUAUGUCAGCUGCUUACACUGCCACAAAGCAUGGGAUCAGCGGACUUAGCAAGAGUCUGUCGCUGGAUGGACGAAAGCAUGACAUCGCUGUGUCUCAGAUUGACAUUGGAAACGCUGCCUCUGACAUGACGCAGCACAUGGACGAGGGAGCGGGUGUGGUGCAGGCUGAUGGACAUCUGCGAUGCGAGCCGGUCUUUGACGUCACUCACGCCGCUCGAGAAGUUGUGCACAUUGCAUCUCUUCCCCUCACAGUCAACGUGCAAGAUGUAGUCAUCGUGGCGACAAACAUGCCCAGCUACAUCGGAAGAGGCUGA
Acaromyces ingoldii is the source of this 822-nucleotide messenger RNA. Its product is annotated as NAD(P)-binding protein. The transcript has 3 exons. Lineage: Eukaryota; Fungi; Basidiomycota; Exobasidiomycetes; Exobasidiales; Cryptobasidiaceae. The record is from RefSeq and is a predicted model, not a curated record. Gene Ontology annotation, molecular function: oxidoreductase activity. The coding region runs from base 1 to 822 and encodes 273 amino acids.